Messenger RNA from Penicillium argentinense, 744 nucleotides. Its product is annotated as UbiA family prenyltransferase. Gene Ontology annotation, cellular component: membrane. Bases 1 to 744 code for a protein of 247 amino acids. The record is from RefSeq and is a predicted model, not a curated record. The transcript is spliced from 3 exons. Lineage: Eukaryota; Fungi; Ascomycota; Eurotiomycetes; Eurotiales; Aspergillaceae. Gene Ontology annotation, molecular function: transferase activity, transferring alkyl or aryl (other than methyl) groups.
AUGAUAAUUUACAAAUUGUACUUGAAGAUCAAACAAUACGCAAGUUUUGCGGCGAAGGCGCUAUAUCACUACGUGAAGCAUGAGGUAUGCUUAUCGUACUAUUAUAUGAGAAGCAACAUUGAUGCAGCUUUCCUGCCCUUCCCUAUAUUCACAACGGCAUCACUGCUCCACAGAGGAGCAGAGUUUGAUGAAAUGUUUGGUUCAAUUGCCCAAGCCUUGACUUACGGCUUUUUAUAUGCCUAUACCAUCGACGUUGCAAAUAAUGCAGAAGGAGGGGGCUUGGAAGAUGAGAUCAACAAGCCUAAUCGACCAAUCGCGUCUAAGGUAACAACGGCCACUGUAACGAAGACUCGAUACUAUAUCUCAACUGGAGUGUGGCUUAUGUACAGCUACUUCCUCGGCAUUCAUCAAUGGACAUUAGGAUGGGUCUUCACAGUUUUCAUAUCAUAUCCUCUCCACACAGCUAGAUUUGGACCCGCAAAGGACCUCUCUAUGGCAUUAGGAACAGUUGCGCAGUUGAUGGCCUGCUGGGAGAUCGGAGGUUCUGGUGUCGAAGUCGGGUGGAACUGGGUGAAAAUAAUUUCCAUAUGGGUAUUUUUCACUGUGUCAAUCCAGGACUUCCGCGAUGUUCCAGGUGAUAGGGCUUGUGGUCGUUGGACCACGCCAAUGCUGCUAGGCGAUGCCGCAGCCCGCAUUUAUACAUCCGCCGCUCUCUCCGUCUUUGCGGUGAGCUUCUUUGUCUAG